ACAUGCUCAUGACUGUGGGAAAGACCUGGCUGGUGCUGUGUGUGGCGGUGGCGGUGGUGGCAUGCGGUGUGCUGCCUGUGGCCUCUGGCCUGCCUGACUCGGUGGUGGACGCUCUUGCCCGCGCCCCGUUCCACGUCGAUGCCGAAUCGCUGCUGUCGCCGCCUGGCGAGCUGGUCAUGGACGUCCACAACGAGUACCCGUGGCUCAACGCCGAAGAGGCCGAGGCCGUCGCGAGCCUCAUGUUCAACCGCAAGCUCCUUGCGCCCGAGGAGGAGGAGGCCGCCGUCGCGCCUACCGAGGCGAUGCCGUCGCUCUCGGCGGCCAUCAACUGCCCGCGGCUGACGCCGCGUGCGCCGCCGGCGGACGUCGGCUCGGUCAAGCCGGUCGACAUUGUGGCCAUGGGCGCCAUCGGCGACUCGUACACCACGGCGUCCAACGCCAAGUCGUCCAACUGGCUCAACAUGAAGUGGUAUCCGGGCCUGUCGUGGGCCAUGGGCGCCGACGCCGACACGGUCACAGCCUUCAACAUCAUGAGGGCUGUGGCCCGCCCGGACGUGGCCGGCGGCUCGAUCGGCGUCGGUGAUGCUUCCUCGAACAUGUUUAACAACCGCGCCGUCGGCGGCGCGAUUGUGCAGGACAUGGUGGCCCAGGCUAACGAGCUUGUGGCCACCUUCAAGUCGUCCAUGAACACCACCCAGUACGUCAACGGGUGGAAGACCGUCAACGUGUUCAUCGGCGGCAACAACCUGUGCAAGGUCUGCGACUCGUACUCGAGCAACUCGCCGCCGGUGUACGAGGACAACCUCCGCGCCGCGCUCAACGUUCUGGCCACCAUCCCGCGGUCGAUUGUGUCGGUCGUGCCCAUCCUCGACGGCACGCAGCUCCGCCACUUCCCGGGCCCGCUCAACAAGAUUGCGCUCGGCAUCGUCUGCCCGUGCUUUGCCGGCACCAACUCGGACAAGAUCGCCGCCACCCAAAAGGCCAUUAACGAGUACAACGACAUCAUGGCCUCGCUCGUCGACGAGUUUAACGCCAAGACCGGUGCCGACCAGGCCUUUGUCAUCCAGCCCUUCCUCGUCGGCUUUGAGCUCCCGUCCGGCAACGCUGGCAAGGCCUACCUCUGCACUGCUGACUCGUUCCAUCCCUCACCGCUCGGCCACGCCCUCUUUGGCACCGGCCUGUGGAACAACAUGAUCGAGCCCGUCGGCGCCAAGUCGCGCCUCUCGACCUCGACCACCAUCAAGUGCCCAACCGACGCCGACUUUAUCUACACGCCCAAGUCGACGUAGCUAGCUUGCCCACUCACGUUCGUUCUUUCUUUCUCUCUUUCUCUCCACCAGCAAACAUCACAUUCAUACCCGCA
This is a messenger RNA of Thecamonas trahens ATCC 50062, 1363 nucleotides long. RefSeq names its product lysophospholipase. The record is from RefSeq and is a predicted model, not a curated record. Gene Ontology annotation, molecular function: glycerophospholipase activity. Gene Ontology annotation, biological process: phospholipid metabolic process. Lineage: Eukaryota; Apusomonadida; Apusomonadidae. The annotation marks the transcript as partial. The transcript has a single exon.